AUUAGCUACUCCUCAGCCAACACGGCUCUUGAGUACUUCGUGCCCAAUGGCGGUAAACGAUGGCCAUGUCUCGAUUCCAAGCAUUUUAUUGUUUCCUCGUCUUGUCUCCCCUCUUGACAGCCGCCCUCCAGACACAAUGCCCCUGGAAUCCCACCAUCCCGCCAUUACAACCAGCCGGGAGUUGUGUUUUGCCCAUAGACGACGGCACUCCCAUGCAGGUCCUUAACACGAGUAGAGAACUACCCUGGACCCAUCCACCGUCCUGCGUCAUUCCCAACUCCGCCGCGUCCGCCGAAAAGUUCUGCGUUUACUCUUCCUCCGCUUUCAACGACGGUAGCGGCAUUGCCAUCAUCGCAGACCCGGAAACGGCCGCCGGUGUUGCAGGCACCGUCCAGGACCCUUUGCCAGCAUGGCGUUCCCGCCAACAUCUCGCCCGCAACGGUCGUUUGGCAACUGAGACUGUUGACCUACCGUAUGCCGUAACCCCGAUCCCAGGAAAAGGGCUAGGGGUCGUUGCGACGAAACGCAUAAAGCGGUUCGAGACGAUUUUGAAGAGCUAUCCCGCUAUGAUCGCCGACAGCGAGUUUCUUUCUCUUAGGAAAAAGAAAGCUGUUGUCGACGGCCCUCGGCUAUUUCAAAAAGCGCUCGAUCAGCUGCCGGACAAGGAGCGUUUUCUCACCAUGUCCAGGAGUGAGGAGGAACAUGUCCAUGCUGUCGAGGAUGUGAUCAAAACCAACGCUUUUGCGAUUAUCGUGGAUGGUCGAAACAUGAAGGGCGUUUAUCCAGAAAUUGCGAGGCUAAACCAUGCCUGUGACGCAAAUUCUAGCGCCUACAGCAAAUUCACCAAGAAGGACCUCGCCAUGUCGGCCGUAGCAACAAGGGACAUCGAACCCGGGGAAGAAAUCACAGUCAGCUAUAUCCCCCUAGGAAUGCCAACAGCGCACCGAACUCGAGCCCUCAAAAACUGGGGUUUCAACUGCACCUGCAACCUGUGCUCAGCAUCGCCCGAGGCCCGAGCAGCGUCAGACGAACGACGGGAGCGCCUACGCGAAGUCUAUCAAACCAUACAGCACGAAUCGACCAGCUACAACACGCUAGUGAAACUGACCCAGGAACUGGUCGACUUGGCCCAGGUGGAGGGCCUGCUGGCAAAGGUCGGGGAGUACUAUCAGGCUUUUAUGCGGAUUUACUACCGGGCCGGUGAUGCCCAGACGGCGAGGAAGUACGGCCGGACAUCGCUCAAAUUGGCCGAGAUCUUUGCGGACCCGGAGGGCGUGCUUUGUACUGGGUUGAAGGGGGAUUUGGAGCAGCUGGAUAGGUUGAUACAGGGGGGGGGGGGGGGGGGUUAG
Molecule: messenger RNA, 1349 nt
Organism: Chaetomium fimeti
Lineage: Eukaryota; Fungi; Ascomycota; Sordariomycetes; Sordariales; Chaetomiaceae
Exons: 5
Coding region: 60-1349 (429 amino acids)
Molecular function (GO): protein binding
Source: RefSeq, a predicted model, not a curated record